UUAGAAGGCAUAUUUUGUUUCAAACUAUAGUCCAACAGCCUUCUUGCAAAAUUAACCAUAUAGGAUGCUACAUUUGAAUUUAUCAAAGAAAAGCUAGGAUGUCAAGGAAAAAGGAAGUACAAAUUCAGAUUGAAGUCUCUAACGAAGAACAAUGGAAAGAGGCAUUGUUGGCCCCAGGACUUCUUGUUGUAGAUGUCUACCAGAGAUGGUGCGGCCCAUGCAAGGCUGUGCAGAACAUUUUUAGAAAAUGUAAAACUGAAUACGGAGAUGACCUGUUGCGCUUUGCUGUGGCAGAGGCUGACGAUAUACUUGAGUUAAGUUCACUUAAAGGGAAAUGUCUACCAGUCUGUCUUUUUUACUCUGGUGGUAAAUUGUUGUCUAUAGUAAGAGGAGUAAAUGGACCUCUGCUACAAAAAACUAUACUGGAACUGGUGGAUGUGGAGAAAAAGAAACAACAACUGGGCUCCAAAUAUGUACCUGAGGUCCAGGAACUCUUUUUAGACGACAAUCAUCAAGAAGGAAUCAAAUCUCCAUCCAGUCAAAAUGUCGACAUAGAUAUUGAUGAUCAUGGUACAUAUUGUGUGGUCAUCAUAAAACCAGAUGCUGUAGCAGGAGGUCAAGUGGAAGCAAUCAGAAAAAAAGCUUUAGAUGCUGGUUAUUCAAUUGUAGCAGAGGAGGAGAGGGUUUUGGAUAAAGACCUGAUUCAUACUCUUUAUGAGGAGAAAGCAGAACAGCCAGAGUUUGUAAAGUCAAUGUCCAGUGGGCCUGUCCACACGUUGAUUCUGUCCAAGAGAGAUAAAGUGAGAGAGGAAGAGUCUCCAUUGACAGCCAUUACAGAUCUUGAACUUGCAGAGCUCAUCCAGCCAAAGAAAAGGUCAAAUUAUGUCCAGGAGGUGGAUAUGGGCCUGUCAGACUGCAGCAUUGAGAUGGACAGCAGGCAACUGGCUUUCUUCUUUCCUACCCUAAAUGUAACUUCAGACACACAAGCUGGAUCCAUUUCAGAGAUUCAAAAGACCCUUGCUCUUAUUCGUCCAAGUCUUCUUAGAAAGAGAAAAGAUGAGAUCUUGAAGACAAUCCAUGACUUUGGAUUCCAGAUAGCAAUGCAGAGAGAGAUAACCCUCACUGACGAACAGGCCAAAGAGUUUUACAAGGACCAUGAUGGCACUGACUAUUUCCCAGGCCUUAUAAACCAAAUGACUAGUGGUCCCCUUUUGGCUUUGGCCUUGACACGAGAGGAUGCUGUCCUACACUGGAGAGGUUUACUCGGUCCAAAAGUUGUUGAUGAGGCCAAAGAAAAAUCCCCUGAAAGUCUCCGAGCCCAGUUUGCCAUCGACAACGUUGCCAUCAACCAGCUUCAUGGCAGCUCCACUCCAGAGGAGGCUCAGAGAGAUCUUAACAAAUUUUUUCCGACAGAGCACACUCUGGCCGUGAUCAAACCUGACUAUACACAAGAACUCAGAGAUAGCAUUAUCAAUCGAAUUAAAGAGGCUGGGUUCAGCAUUUCCCAAGUCACAGAAAAAAAACUAACACGAGACAUGGCAGAAGAGUUCUACAAAGACCACGUUGGAAAAUACUUCUACAAUCACUUGGUUGACUACAUGUCAAGAGGACCAUCCGUCAUGAUGAUCCUGAGCAAAGAAAAUGCUAUCACAGAAUGGAGAGAGAUGAUGGGGCCUACUGAUCCUGAACAGGCAAAGCAAGGCAGCCCAAACUGUCUACGUGCACAGUUUGCCAAGAGCAUCUUGGAGAAUGUAGUGCAUGGCUCGUCCAAUGUCCAGCACGCCAUGGACAAUAUCAUGUUAAUUUUUGGGGAUAUACCCAAACAAACACUGUUGAAAAAGGAAAAAUGAUAGUCUUACUAUGGCUUUAUAGUGCCUGCGUGUGAGUAGACCUACAAAUUGGUCUGUAUGGAUGGUUGGACGGCAUCUACUUUAGAGGUACACUAUUGUGUGAGAUUUUUCCAAUAAUAAAAUAAACCGUGAACCUCAAAUCAAAGUUUAUUUGUUACAUGCAUACAAUAAAGAAGAUGUAAACAGUACAGGGAAAUGUAAAAAAAAAAAACAGGUUAGAGUAGACAAUAGAAAAAAAGAGUGUAAACAAUGCUGGCUGUAUACAAUAAAUUGUGAAAAAACAGUAAUUCAUCAUAAACAGAAGAACAUAUAUGGCUGUAGUUUAAUGACUUUAACCUAUUGUGGAUUGUUAUUAAAACCAACUUUUAACCUGUGUUUAGCAAAAUUGAGUUGUCUGUGGGCAUGUGUCCUAUU
Messenger RNA from Esox lucius (northern pike), 2264 nucleotides. Its product is annotated as thioredoxin domain-containing protein 3 homolog. The transcript is spliced from 16 exons. Gene Ontology annotation, biological process: CTP biosynthetic process; GTP biosynthetic process; UTP biosynthetic process. Gene Ontology annotation, molecular function: nucleoside diphosphate kinase activity. Bases 99 to 1850 code for a protein of 583 amino acids. NCBI's taxonomy places the organism in Eukaryota, Metazoa, Chordata, Actinopteri, Esociformes, Esocidae. The record is from RefSeq and is a predicted model, not a curated record.